This is a messenger RNA of Thrips palmi, 2794 nucleotides long. It is a transcript of the gene vg, whose product is annotated as protein vestigial. Gene Ontology annotation, cellular component: nucleus. Bases 143 to 1279 code for a protein of 378 amino acids. The transcript has 6 exons. Gene Ontology annotation, biological process: regulation of transcription by RNA polymerase II. NCBI's taxonomy places the organism in Eukaryota, Metazoa, Arthropoda, Insecta, Thysanoptera, Thripidae. The record is from RefSeq and is a predicted model, not a curated record.
CCCGGAACGGGAGCCGGCACACGGCCCGGAAGGCCUCUAGGCUGCUGGCCCCGGCCGUGUCGAGGACCGCGUUGACGUCGUCCACGUCGUUCUGGAGCCCGGGCGCGCCGCGGCCAGCGCGGACCGUCCCCAGGCCUCGUCCAUGACUAUGAGCUGCCCGGAAGUGGUGUACCAGGCCUACUACCCCUACCUCUACCAGCGGCCCAGCGCCGCCGCGCACUCCUCGGCCAGGGCGGCGGCCUUCCCGCCCUUCUCGCACCAGUAUGACAGGUUCAAUGUGCAACGGUCGCUCGAGCAGCCCUCCUCCUCCCUCGGCGAGUCCUCGGCCGCGUCGGUGGCGUCGGUCGGCGCCGCGAGCAGCGCGGCGGGCAGCGCCGGCGGCUCCGGGUACCUGGGGCUGUCCCACCACCCCCCUUCCUCCGUGGGCUCCGUCUCCUCUGGGGGCGGCGGCGUCGGAAGCCCUGGGUCACCGCCUCUCUCCGCCCCCUCCCUGCCCCGCCACAAGGAGGAGGACAGCGGCGGACCCCGGAGUGCCGACGCAGCAGUGGCCGACGACGAGGAGACGGAGGCGCUACACGCCGUGGACCUGGACUCGAGUCGGGACAGCGCGCACGGGCACGGGCAGCACGGCCACGCGCAGUACCUGUCCGCCAACUGCGUCGUCUUCACGCACUACAGCGGGGACGCCGCCAGUGUGGUGGACGAGCACUUCACCAGGGCCCUGGCCUACGCGGACACCAAGGCAUCGGCACUCGGCAAAGAGAGCUCGCCGAUGACGGCCAGGAACUUCCCCGCCUCCUUCUGGAACAGCAACUACCACGCGUCCGGCCUGGGCGGCAUGGCGGGCGUGGGCGGGCUGGGCGCCGCCGGCGUGGCGGGCAUGGCGGGCAUGGGGGUGCCCGGCGUGUCGCACCACGGCGACCUCUACGGCGACCCCUACCACCACGCCGCCAGCACCCCCACGGACCCCUGGCACUACCCGCAGUACAGCGCCGCGGCGCACCACCACAGGGCGGUGCACGAGUACCACCACCACCACCACAACAUGGCGGCGCAGUACGGCGGCCUGCUGCUGCCCCCCGCGAGGCUGCCCGCGCACGCCCACCAGUACAGCAAGGAGUGGGCGCCCGGCGGCCACCACCCCCACCACGCGCACCACGGCCAGAGCGUGGCCCACCACCACGGGCUGGAGGCGGGCCCGGCGGGGUACUCGUAUCCAGGCAUGGCAGGUUUGGAACCCCAGGUGCAGGAGACUUCAAAGGACCUCUACUGGAUCUGAAAAACUGCGUGCUUCGUCGACUCAGACAAGGACGCUUUUUAAUUGUGAUGAACGUGUAAAUAUAUUUUUUUUUGUAAUUUAUAAAUGAAAGAGACACUGUGAAACUUUUGGGAAGAAAGUACGUGACAUAUCUCAGAGUGUGGAGUCACGCGAGUGUUGAGUGAACGAAUCAAUGGAAUUCGCUGUGCGGAGUGUAAAUAUCUCAUGAGAACAGACAAGUAUACCAGGCACGCGUUUUGCUGAUGUGUUAAUGCACAGUUCGGUUCAUUGGCGGAUCCUAUUGCAAAGGCCACUGGCCACACUAUUAAAUUAGCCAUGUAUAUUUUGUGAAAUUAAUUAGCAAACCGAAUGGAAUUGUGUUCUUGUUUUCUGAGUUCUGUUGUUGCGAAGGUAUUUGUGAAACGACCAGCGCAAAAAGUUAAGUCACUCCACGAGGAGCCCCCUGGGUCAGUGUGGGCGAUAUGGACCACUUCUUGUUUUUACUUUCUCUCGAUAAUUUUUGUUACCCUGUAUCUUUUCCACCGUUAGAGAUAUUUAUAAAAUGCUUCUGCAAGAUUGAUUAUGUAUAGGACUGUAUUUAUUAUCGUUAUUUCUUCUAAACAUUACUUGUUUACACUUGCGCGCCGGAUUGCGCCGGUUUCAAUUAUUUGUAGUAAUGCGGCAUACCGUGCUGUCCUUUGGCAAGGCCGUGCCUCGGACCUCACGCCAAGGCCGAGGCCGAGGCCUGCGUCCAGUCAUACGACGCCUUCGAAACAGGCCUUGGAAGUACCAGGUGCCUAGGCAUGCCUGCAGGUACCUCGGAGGGGUGUUUGGGAGGCUGCGGAAUAGUAUUGACAAGGCAAAGUCAAUAUUUGUUACUUAGUCUGAUGAGAACUGUGAUAUAGCGUGUCCGGCGCAAUCCACUAACCACAGUAUAUCCUAAAGCUGCAUGGCGAUUUACUCUGGUUAUAAACUGGAGUCACGAGCUAUUGUUGGAUUGCAGUAGAGCAAAGCAAACUGGAAUAUUAGUGUUUCAGGCCGUGUUAUGUUUGCUGGCAUUAUGGCAGCACCCUGUUUCUGUAAAUACGACACCAUGUAAUCAUCAAAUAGUGCAAAUACUAAUUGUAAUUCUACAGUUAGACAAGUCUCCUCAUAUAAUAGAGUAAGCUGAUAAGUGAAUUUGUUGUGCAUUUUGUUGUACUUGGCAGUUUUUGUCCAAUGCUAUGCGUUAACACUACUGUACUCUGUAAUUGUACCACUGUAAGUAUCUUACGGCAUAUUGCAUUGACCACUCGUUUAAAAGGAAUUUUCGCGCCUAGUGCCUACUUUAUUCUUAACUUUAUUUCUCCUAUCCUGUACCGCAACGAACCAUGGGAAACUGCGUUUCUUCAAAAAGAAAGAUUUAAUUCAUGCUGUUUUAGAAGAUGCCUUUGAAGCACGCCAAUUAAAAUAACAUGUCUGUGUUCUGCCUGCAUGCUUAUUUCAAUUUGUUCCGAUUAUACAAAGUUUCAAUAAAAAAUGAAGUACGCUCCUUGA